AUGGCGUACCAGAUAGGAACCGAUACGAACUUCAAGGAUAUUUACGUUGAGGAAAAGACGCCGGCGCAAAUUCGUUUCGAAAAUGCUUGCAAGAAGAUAUUUGUUAAUCAGUGCGGAGUAACUGCGUUAAUUGACUCUGGUAGUGAAUUGAACUUAAUGUGUACCGAACUUUACGCUCAGCUCGGGUCUCCACAGGGUAUGAAAACCGCCACAAACCUUGUAGGUUUAGGAGGCAGUAUUGUGUCAACAGAAAAGUUCAAAGCUAGUGUAUUGUUAGACGGACACGAGUACGAGGUAACAUUUUAUGUUGUUCCAAGACAUGCUAUGCCUUAUAGUGUUAUAUUGGGUCAAGAGUUUCUUAAAGAUGUUUUUACGAUCAUGUCCAACGGUUCUAUUCUGAUAGCUCCAAACAUGAACAAGUGGUUGUCAAAGAUUUCGUGUGUUGUUAGUCAUAAGGAAUAUGUUCUAGGUAACAUCAUGAAUAAGCAGGUGCAACAAGAAGUCAUUGAAUGUGUCAAGAGUUAUAACCCCGUGCAAAUUAAGGAGGCACCGAUUGAAUUACGCAUAGUACUUAAAGAUGACAUCCCAAUAGCCCAGCGACCGAGACGCAUUUCGUUGGCAGAGCAGCAACUUGUUGAGAAACAGGUAGCCGAGUGGUUGAAAGACGGCAUAAUACGUGCAUUGCAACGCUUGAAGCAAGUGCUAGCUGUUGCAUCAGAGUAUGGUCUACAAAUCAAUUGGAAGAAGGCCCAACUACUGUGUCGAAGAAUAGAGUACCUAGGUCAUGUUAUAGAAGACGGGAAAGUGCAACCUUCCUCGGAGAAGACAGACGCUGUAACCAGGUACCCAGAACCUAAGACUUUAAAGCAACUUCAUAGUUUUAUAGGACUAACGUCAUACUUUCGAAAAUAUAUCAAAGAUUAUGCUUUAAUAGCCAAGCCGUUAACAGAUUUACUGAGAAAAGACUCACAGUUUGAAUUUAAUGAUACACAUAGAUGUGCAUUUAACAUUCUAAAGAAAGCAUUAGCCAGUAGUCCUGUGUUACGAAUUUACGAUCCACAGUUACAAACAGAAUUGCAUACAGACGCCUCUGCAAUAGCAUAUAGUGCUAUAUUGCUCCAGAAAGAUUACUCAGGUGAGUUACAUCCUGUACAUUACUACAGUAGGAAGACCAGUGAUGCUGAGAAGAAGUAUAGCAGCUAUGAGCUGGAAGCAUUAGCUGUGAUUGAGGGAGUUAAGAAAUUUAGGCACUAUUUAUUUGGUAAUCAUUUUAAAAUUGUAACAGAUUGUCAAGCUUUCCAGAAAACUUUAAAUAAGAAGGAUUUAUCAACUAGAGUAGCCAGAUGGGUGAUGCUGUUAGAAGAGUAUGAUUAUGUCAUAGAGCAUCGACCAGGAAGUAAAAUGCAACAUGCAGAUGCUUUAAGCAGGAAUCCUUUUAUUGGUACUAUUGAGUUGAGUCUACAUGAACAGGUCAAGCAAGCACAAUUAUUAGAUGAUGGUUUGAAGGCGAUUAUAGAAAUUUUAAAACUACAGCCAUUUGAAGACUACUCUUACAGUGAUGGUUUACUGUACAAAGGACAAGAAAGAAGUAUUGACAAAGACAGUAUACCUUUGCAUACUAUACACUGUGAUCAUAUUGGACCUCUUUCAGAGACAAGGAAAAUGUACAAUUACAUCUUAACAGUAGUAGACGCAUUCACCAAGUUUGUGUGGUUAUUUCCAGUGAAAAGCACCACAAAUAGAGGUACUGCAUUUACCAGCAAAGACUUUAAGGAAUAUUGUGAUAAGGAGCAUAUUCAACACAUCACAAUCACCACAGGCGUGCCAAGAGGGAAUGGACAGGUGGAGCGUAUCCAUAGAAUCAUCAUAUCAGUCUUAACGAAACUGUGCAUCGAAGAACCAUCUCAUUGGUAUAAGCAGGUCAGUCGAGUGCAGAGAGCACUGAAUAGCACAUAUCAGAGAAGCAUUGAUACCACUCCAUUUGAGCUAAUGGUUGGCACGAAAAUGAAGACAAAGGAAGAUUUACACAUUUAUGAAUUAAUCCAGAAUGAACAGAGAAAUAAUUUUAUAGAAGAAAGAGAAAACUUAAAGAUUAAGGCGAAAGAACAAAUACAAAGAGUACAGGACGAAAAUUGCAGGACUUAUAAUAGAAAAAGGAAGGAAAGUACAAAAUAUGCUGUAGGAGAUAUUGUAGCUAUAAGGAGGACGCAAUUUGGGCCUUGUCUGAAGCUCAAGCCUAAAUAUUUGGGUCCAUAUCGAGUGACGAAGGUCAAAAGAAAUGAUCGUUAUGAUCUUGAGAAGAUAGAUCAUAUGACAGAUGGUCCUCGUUUGACAUCCUCAUCUGCUGACUAUAUGAAGCCAUGGCCAUUGUCCAGUGAUAUUGUUGAGCUAGGUGAGUAG
Helicoverpa armigera (cotton bollworm) is the source of this 2400-nucleotide messenger RNA. RefSeq lists its product as uncharacterized. Gene Ontology annotation, biological process: DNA integration; proteolysis. The record is from RefSeq and is a predicted model, not a curated record. NCBI's taxonomy places the organism in Eukaryota, Metazoa, Arthropoda, Insecta, Lepidoptera, Noctuidae. The transcript has 3 exons. Gene Ontology annotation, molecular function: nucleic acid binding; aspartic-type endopeptidase activity. The coding region runs from base 1 to 2400 and encodes 799 amino acids.